Messenger RNA from Symbiodinium natans, 2157 nucleotides. NCBI's taxonomy places the organism in Eukaryota, Dinophyceae, Suessiales, Symbiodiniaceae. The record is from the annotation of a GenBank genome assembly.
AUGCAGAGGGGCAGGAAGGUCACGACUUGCUGGAGGUCGAAUGAAGUAACCAUUGCCAGAGACAGCUUCAAUUCCAUCGUGGCGCGGCAAAAGCUGGACGUUACGGAGGUCAUGAUGAGACACAGCAACAUGGGCAGGCAGGCGGAGAUGGGACCGGGUUGGUGUCCUUCGGGCUUGGUCUCCAGGCAGCUGGCAGAGGUUCUGGCGAAACGCCAGGGCGCGAGUGACAAGCUGCCACUGCGCUUGCAGGACGCGCGGGCCGCCAAGUAUGCGCAAGGCAUGCAAGGCAUGCAAGGCGUGCAAGGCGUGCAAGGCGUGCAAGGCCCACCGGCUUCCGAAGCACCCGAUUCGCCCAGAGGGACGAUCAAAAUCACGAUGUCUAACGAGUCUAGCAUUGAGGCUCAGCUGGACUCAACCGACUUACCUUGGGCAUCACCAGCGAUGAGCCGGGGUACAGAAGUCCCCGACACCUCGCCGAGCACCAGAGGUGAUCAGAAGGCCAUACGCCAAGAGACACCGUCAAUGCAGCCGCUCUCCGCCCGAGUGAGGCCGACGCCACCUCCACCGUUGCCGCACAAUCAGAGCCAGAAUCAGGCCCCUCGACCCAUGUCUGCCCAGUGCAAGGUCAACAGCCAUGGCAAAGCCGCGAGCGGCGCAGUGCCGAAUCCGAGAAAUGCCAGAAGCACCUUCUCUUGGCGUCCGAAUGAGCACAGCUUGCAGCGCAACAGCUUCAACUCCAUGGUCGGAAAGUCGAGGCUUGAUGUGACAGAGGUCAUGAUCCGUGAUGCCAGCAUGGGGCGCCAGGCAGAAAUGGGGCCGACAUGGUGUCCCGGUGGCCUAGCAUCCAGGAAGAUGGCGGAGGCUUUGAUAUGCCUGUGCCCUGAGUUGCGUGUGCUCUUGUCUGAGGCCGCGAGCGCUGUGUACGCUUUCUUCGCAGGCGAGGAAAGCCUCGAGGUGCGAAGCGAUAUUUCUGCCUUCACAACUGGAGAGAUCAUGUAUGUGACCUUGACCAUGAUGGUUGGUGCGGUCGUUCACAGUAUCAUCAUUGGCCAGGUGAUCAACGAGGUGACCAGCGACAGUACCGUGAAUGCCUUUCUGAAAAACAAGCUGAAGCUGGCCAAAGAAUUUGCAGUCCAUUCGCAGUUGGAUGCGACGGGUUCCAAGUCGCUGUAUUUUUGGCUGGAGCAAAAUGUUCGCGACCUCAUGGGGCAGCAGUACAAGAUGGAUGAGAUGCUGCAGCUUAUUGCCAAUGACAUGAAGGACCUCCAUGCUCGGCUCUUCAAGGGCCAGCUUGCAAAAAGCAAGCGGGGGUUCCUUCGCGUCCCCUUUGUCACGUCAAUGCCACCGCGGCUCCCGAUGUUGCUGUCGCUCGCAUUGGUGUCCAAGCAAUACGAGGGGAAUCAGCUCCUCUUCCAAGCAGGAGAUGCAGCGUGCCACCUAUACCUCGUCUUGAGUGGUACCUUUGCCUUUGUGGCACGGCCUGAGCGGCACACCAAAAGCCCCAAGGCAAACGACAUGUGGCCAUACCAGCUGUUUUCGCAUGGGAGUUACUUCGGAAACUAUGAGCUGCACGACGGCACCAAGCAGUUUCGACGAGGCACCGCUCGCUGCGAAACGCCCGAGGGAGGGCAAGUCCUGCGCCUACAGAAGGACCACUACCAGCGUCUCUGCGGUGACUUCCCUCAGUUUGCAUCAGCAUGGAAGUAUGAGGCCAACCGUCGUGAGUGCCAUCGUUGUUGGCUCCACGCAAACCACACCCGCAUGCUUCCAUAUCGUCUCCUGGCAGCUCGCCGGAUACAGAAGCUUGUUCGUCGCUGUUACCCGCAGAAGGUGGACAAGUCCAAAGAUGAGGCAGUGAAGAAAGAUAGCUCCGGCCUGCUGAUGGUUGGCCGGCACUCAUUGAGGUCAACGUGCUCUUCUGGCGAUUUCAGUGAAGGGGUUGGUUCCUUCUCCAUGUCGGUCUUCCACCAGAAUUCUGACAGCAGCACAGGCCGAAAGCCGCUGCUGUCGCCUUCAGCAAACCUGAUGAGUACUGGAAUGGAGACCGUUCCGGUGGCCUUUCCGUCUUGCCAGGCAGACGUUGCGAUGUUGAGGAGUGAAGUGGAGACGCAGGCCAGUGAUGCCCUAAACCUGGCCCUGUCAACCCGAACAUCCUGA